AGCGUCACGACAAGCAGGAGGCUUUGUGGGGGAACGGAGGCUUAAAAUGCAGCUCAGCUACGAUUGCACUGGUCUACCACGUCGAGUAAUGAACAAUACGUGUGUGUCGGGUCUGCAUCGUUAAGAUUCAGAGUUUGAACUAGCAGCCGAUAGAUACGGACUUUUCCUCGAGUGUUUGUUGUCUCCAAAGCUGACGGUGGAGUGUUGUCUGCUCUGCAUGGUCCAGCCGACUGAACCAGUCCAGACAUGAGUAACGUUAAUCUGAUUUUUUGGGACCAGUUGCAGGCUGGCAGCUCCGAGGUGGACUGGUGCGAAGGCAAUUACCUUAUUUACCCCAGCAUCGCUGAAUUUUACAACACGAUCAGCAACAUCUUGUUUUUUGUUUUGCCGCCCAUAUUAAUGUGCUUGUUUCGCGAAUAUGCAACACAUUUCAACAGUGGGAUUUACCUCAUAUGGAUUCUACUAGUUGUGGUUGGUAUUGGUUCUACAUACUUCCAUGCCACCCUCAGCUUCCUUGGCCAGAUGCUGGAUGAGUUGGCCAUAUUAUGGGUGCUAAUGUGUGCCAUUGCCAUGUGGUUCCCCAAAAGAUACCUACCCAGGAUGUUCAGGAGGGAUCGGUCAAGGUUCAAAGUGGUCAUCGGCAUCUUGUCAGGGAUCACCACGGGGCUGGCCUUUGUCAAACCUGUCCUGAACUCAUUGUCACUCAUGACUCUUGGUAUCCCCUGUACUGCACUGCUCAUUACAGAGCUUAAAAGGUGUGAAAACCCACGUGUGUUCAAGCUGGGCCUGAUCUCAGGGAUCUGGUGGGCACUGGCUCUGCUUUGCUGGAUCAGUGACAGGAUCUUCUGUGAAAUGUGGUCAUCUGUCAACUUUCCCUACUUACACUGUGCUUGGCACAUCCUCAUUUGUCUGGCUUCCUACUUGGGUUGCGUUUGCUUCGCCUACUUUGACGUAGCAACUGAGGCCCCGGAGCGAGGUCCCGUCAUCAUGUUCUGGCCCAACGAGAAAUGGGCUUUUAUUGGUGUGCCCUAUGUUUCAUUGCUCUGUGUCCACAAGAAGUCUGCUAUCAAGGUGACUUAAGGUCACCCGGGUCUGCUCUGCUGGUUGUGCUUUUACUUGUCUCCCAAGGAUGUGUCCCAGCAAGAAACACCACCAUGUCUGUGAGUCAAAAUGCCUCCAUUAGUGACUGAAAGAUGUGGGCAAUGCACAUUUUGGUCAAACAUGAGGAUUUACUUUUUCCUUUUCCUUCCCUGGUCUGGUCUUCAUUACUCAACAGUGUUUAUGCAACUCUGUCAAAGAGCAAAAGGUGUCACAAAUUUAUCUGGCUUGGUGACACAGGGUGACUCUUUACAUAACACCAUAUCAGAGCCAAGAAACCUUUUUCAGUGUACUAAACAUGUUCUCAGGCUUUGCAAAGGGAAUCAUGUAAUCUUUUAAGAAUGAAAGUAUUAGUAUUAUGCAUUUCAUGCUUUAUUAAAGACAAGAUUUUGUACAUUUUAUAGUAACUCAGAAAACCUCAUUAUAAAGCAUUAGAUUGCCUUUAUAAACACAAAUAUAGCAUCUCAUAGGUGCAGUCUGGCCAUUUCAAACCCAGGUUUAGAAAAAAUAUAAAGCACUGGAUACAUUAACUGUGAUUAAUGCAUAAUGCAGCCAAUUUUACUAUGCUCAAUGAAACAACCAGCUCGUUCAUAAGAUGUUACAGAAAUGUUAUAGGAAGGUAAUUCACACAAAGCCUUAUGUGUGUUAAAUAUAUAAUAGAUUCAAGCUGUUCUACCUGCCAUCUGUGUCAACGACCAGUUUGGUGAAAAAGUCAUAAACAUAAUAGGGUUCUUUCUGUGAUUGGUGCGUUAUGUUGUAUUUCUAGCAUGCAACUGUGAUUGUUCAGGAUAGUUUUUGAAAAAUGUGUUUUAAUAUAUUCCUGUAUAUAGUUUGUUAACUCAUAGUGUAAUUUUCCGAGGAAAAGCAAGUCAUUCAUAUGUUACUGAAUGAACAGGUACCCUUUGAUAUUGGCCAAAACCCAAAGUAAAAAAAAAAAA
Thunnus maccoyii (southern bluefin tuna) is the source of this 2036-nucleotide messenger RNA. RefSeq names its product alkaline ceramidase 2 (gene acer2). NCBI's taxonomy places the organism in Eukaryota, Metazoa, Chordata, Actinopteri, Scombriformes, Scombridae. Gene Ontology annotation, molecular function: hydrolase activity, acting on carbon-nitrogen (but not peptide) bonds, in linear amides. The coding region runs from base 247 to 1080 and encodes 277 amino acids. Gene Ontology annotation, biological process: ceramide metabolic process. The transcript is spliced from 6 exons. Gene Ontology annotation, cellular component: membrane. The record is from RefSeq and is a predicted model, not a curated record.